This is a messenger RNA of Notothenia coriiceps (black rockcod), 507 nucleotides long. RefSeq names its product regulator of calcineurin 3 (gene rcan3). The transcript has 3 exons. The record is from RefSeq and is a predicted model, not a curated record. Bases 210 to 425 code for a protein of 71 amino acids. NCBI's taxonomy places the organism in Eukaryota, Metazoa, Chordata, Actinopteri, Perciformes, Nototheniidae.
UAGUAGUCAAAUAAUCCAGUAAUAAACAACGACGGGUCUGAUUGACAGAGGUUUAAAAAUAUCACAGCAGCUUUAAUCUGUUUGACAAAGUCACCAGAAAAUAUAGCUGUCAGUGCACGUGCAAUGGGUCGUUCCGGCCUCUUUCUCUGACAGCAGUGAGUUCCCAGCCCUUGUGGUUCCUGUCAGCCACCAUCCUAAAAUACAUUAGAAUGCUCAGAGAGAGCUCCAAGGCCUGGAGCAAAGGCUCAGAGGCCUACAGCAGCGAUCCUGAGGAGGACGAGGAGGACGAAGAGGACAUGGUGUUUGGGGAGACUGAUCAGGACGGCGUAGGGGAGGAGAUGAUGGAUCUGAGCGACCUCCCCACCGCGCUCUUUGCAUGCAGCGUCCACGAAACCGCGUUUGAAGAGGACAUGCACAGGCCUUGAAAAAGUCCUGGAGGAUAAGCAGCCAUAAGAAAAUCAUAAAAUCACCAUCACCAAUCAAUAAUAAAAUGUGUAUUUCACUAGA